Bipolaris sorokiniana ND90Pr is the source of this 1158-nucleotide messenger RNA. RefSeq lists its product as uncharacterized. The record is from RefSeq and is a predicted model, not a curated record. Bases 1 to 1149 code for a protein of 382 amino acids. Gene Ontology annotation, cellular component: Golgi membrane. The transcript has 3 exons. NCBI's taxonomy places the organism in Eukaryota, Fungi, Ascomycota, Dothideomycetes, Pleosporales, Pleosporaceae. Gene Ontology annotation, biological process: protein N-linked glycosylation. Gene Ontology annotation, molecular function: glycosyltransferase activity.
AUGUUGACCACUCAGCGCACCUGCUUUGUGAUUUUCACAAUCUUUGUUUUUAUCGCAGCGUUUACUUCCUACAUGGCCGGCUAUCAUGAGACGUUACUGGUUGAAACACCAUACAGAAAAAGACUAGCUCAGGUUUUUCAAUCUAUAACACAUGAUCCCACUGCACCCAGCUACGUGGAUCCAGCCGGUAAACACUACGAAGGAGGGCAGAACCCGAUAUGGAAAAAGCGCUUGGGCAAGAAGAUCUUGAUUGUCGACAUAGAUACACGUGCCCCAACUGGCAAGAAUGACAUCUUCAACCCCGAGAGGAUGAACUGGGAAACUCUCAAAAAAGAAGGCACCGGUUUGGUGUCCAUGGGAAUCUUGAACUAUUACUUGUACGCCGCCAUCCAUGGGUACGACUACAAGUUUUACCAUGCGCGUGAUUUGAAAGGCCAAUACGCCACGUGGAUCAGACCCCAUGUAUUCCGCGAGCUGUUACCCAAAUACCAAUUCGUCGUCCACAUGGAUGCCGGUGCUAUGAUGUUCAAUCGUUGGGGUAUCCAGAAGGAGACAUCUAUGGCUCUCCCAUGGGAUACUGAGGAGAUUUGCAACGGCUCAUCCAUCAGCAGAGAUAGUAAGGGAUUGCGCGUCCUGAAUGGCGAUUUCAUCGUUGCGCAAAACUCUACCACCACACUGGAAAUGCUCGAGGCAUGGCGUGAUUGCACAACUGAGACACGCUAUAAGGGUUGCGCAAAUUGGAAAACAAAGUGGAGCCACGAACAGCGCGCAUUCUCCGAAUACGUUCGCUAUGACUUCAACAAGACACCAGAGACAAUCGUUGGCAUACCGUGUGAUGAUGCAAUGGGCUUUCCUGGUUUCCGUGAGUACAGGUUGAAUCACUCAACCUGGGACGAAGAUAUCUCUGAUUGCAACGGCAACAUGAUCCGGCAUUACACAAAUGGAAAGACCCAUGCUAGGGAAGCUGGCGGGGCCAGUGCAAUGCAAAUCUUGAGCGCAGUGUUGCAGCAGCAGCUCUUGGGGCACAAGCGCGUGCUCUGGUAUAGCGAACCCUGGCUCAACCCUCCGCCGCCAAAGAUUUUGCAGCCAGCUGUAGAAGAGGACGAGGAGGAGCCUCCAAAAUUGAGCAGCCUCCUCGUGGAAGAAUGAUGGACUGUG